This is a messenger RNA of Brassica rapa (field mustard), 1601 nucleotides long. RefSeq names its product diphosphomevalonate decarboxylase MVD2, peroxisomal. Gene Ontology annotation, biological process: isopentenyl diphosphate biosynthetic process, mevalonate pathway; isoprenoid biosynthetic process. Gene Ontology annotation, cellular component: cytosol. The record is from RefSeq and is a predicted model, not a curated record. NCBI's taxonomy places the organism in Eukaryota, Viridiplantae, Streptophyta, Magnoliopsida, Brassicales, Brassicaceae. Gene Ontology annotation, molecular function: diphosphomevalonate decarboxylase activity.
GUCACUUUAGUUUCUCCGUCUUCUCUUUAUUACUUUUGGAUUUAAUCACUUGAAAGCUCUCUCUCUCUCUCUCUCUCUCUCUGGGCACAGUCUCUACACGCUUGGGGGAAGAUUUUUGUUAUGGCGGCGGAGAAAUGGGUGUACAUGGUGACGGCGCAGACUCCGACGAACAUUGCGGUGAUUAAGUAUUGGGGAAAGAGAGAUGAAGUCCGGAUUCUCCCCGUCAACGACAGCAUCAGCGUGACUCUCGAUCCCGAUCACCUCUGCACCGUCACAACUGUCGCCGUCAGUCCCUCUUUCGAUCGCGAUCGAAUGUGGCUCAAUGGCAAGGAGAUCUCUCUUUCUGGGAGUAGGUACCAAAACUGUUUGAGGGAGAUUCGAGGUCGUGCUGGUGAUGUUGAAGACAAGGAGAAGGGUGUCAAGAUUGAUAAGAAAGACUGGGAGAAACUUCAUCUACAUAUUGCUUCUCACAACAACUUCCCUACUGCUGCUGGCUUAGCAUCUUCAGCUGCUGGUUUUGCUUGUCUUGUUUUUUCUCUUGCAAAGUUGAUGAACGUAGAUGAAGAUGCAAGCCAUCUUUCUGCGAUAGCCAGGCAAGGUUCAGGAAGUGCUUGCCGGAGUCUGUUUGGUGGAUUUGUUAAGUGGGAAAUGGGAAGCAAAGAAGAUGGAAGUGACAGCAUUGCAGUUCAACUAGCAGAUGAGAAGCAUUGGAAUGAUCUUGUUAUCAUCAUUGCCGUGGUGAGUUCACGGCAGAAGGAAACGAGCAGCACCUCUGGAAUGCGUGAAAGUGUUGAGACGAGUUUGCUUUUACAGCAUAGAGCAAAAGAAGUUGUGCCUAAACGGACUCUGCAAAUGGAGGAAGCUAUUAAAAACAGAGAUUUUGCAUCCUUUACGCAAUUGAGCUGCGCAGACAGUAAUCAGUUUCAUGCUGUUUGUCUGGAUACAUCUCCACCCAUAUUUUACAUGAAUGACACAUCCCACAGGAUAAUCAGCUUGGUUGAAAAGUGGAAUCGUUCUGAAGGGACACCACAGGUUGCUUAUACAUUUGAUGCUGGCCCAAAUGCUGUACUGAUUGCACGCAACAGAAAGGUAGCAGUUCAAUUGCUCCAGGGGCUUCUCUACUAUUUCCCCCCUAAGUCUGACACUGAUAUGAAGAGUUACGUAGUGGGAGAUAACUCGAUUCUUAAGGAGGCAGGGUUAGACGGAGCAAACAGUGUAGAGAAUCUGCAACCUCCACCUGAAAUCAAAGACAACAUUGGGUCACAGGAUCAAAAAGGAGAAGUCAGUUAUUUUAUCUGCACUAAACCUGGAAGAGGUCCUGUCGUGCUUCCAGACCAAACUCAGGCUCUUCUCGAUCCGGAAACCGGCCUUCCCAAGUGAGCAUUUUCUCUGCUUGAUCAAUUUAAUGUUAUGAUUUGCAGCAUCCUUUUUACUGCAAGUUUAAGAAACCAUAUUUGUGGCAUAAUAAGUUCAAGCUUCCUUGUUAUGAUGUUAUCUGCUAGCUUUCUUAUGUCCAAACAAAAAAUCAUUGUUUUCCUUUUACGUGAGUACAUCCUUUUACAACACUGCAACAUAUACCAAGUAUUGAUAUGUCUUGAAUC